AUGAGCACCCCAGCCCAGCCCAGCCCAGCACACACCAACCACAGCACACGCAAGCGCGACCCGUCCGAACCCGGCACGAGAUGUCUCCGCCGAGAGAAGGGAGGGAGCGCACGCUACGCAUACACACAGUCCACCUUGCCACGCGGACUGGACUGGCUGCACUGCCCAGCUCAGCUCGGCGAGCCCGACGCCGAGUCCGAGCCACGUGAGGCUGUGGCGUGGCGUUGUGUGUGUGUGCUUCUUGGACCCCCACGCGCGUGGGUUGGUUGGUGGGUGAGCAAUCUAGGUACGCAAGGUAAGGAGAGAAAGCGGGAAGGCAGGGAAGGAACGACGGCGACGGACCUAGGUAGGUGGUCAGCAGCCAGGCAGGCAGCCAGGCAAGCAAGCAAGCAAGCAAGCAAGCCUCCGGUAUCAGGCAUCAGCCACCCGCGUACCUACCUACCUACCUACCUACCUACCGUACCCGCCCACCACUCACCGAGCAUCCGCCUCUUCCUCGCCAACCAUUCCAUUCCAUUCCAUUCAUUCGCUAGGUUAGUUGUUGUUCUUGCUCUCGACGCCCGCUUGCCGCCCAUCCAGCCAGCUACUGCCAUUAUCACCCCUACCUACCUCAGCGUCACGAUAUCUGCAAUGCAAUGCACGGCGGCACAGCAUACGGACGGGACUAAGGCAGCCGGCACGUGGCGGAAGGGAAAGGCAGAAAAGACAGACAGACGAACGGGUCUCCCUGCCCACGAGGGUGAAGAGCCGAGAGGACAAGCAAGCAAGCCGAGAGAGGAAACAAGCCGCGAGCCCACCCAGAUCGGCGUAAUCGGCACGGCAUCAUCAGCAUCAGCAGCAGCAUCAUCCACGCCCACGUGGGUCCCAGUAGAUCAUCAUCGACGUGAGGUCCUUCUCUUCUCCUUCGACUUCCUUCGCCGUUCGACGCACUGA
Aplosporella prunicola CBS 121167 is the source of this 933-nucleotide messenger RNA. RefSeq lists its product as uncharacterized. The record is from RefSeq and is a predicted model, not a curated record. The coding region runs from base 1 to 933 and encodes 310 amino acids. NCBI's taxonomy places the organism in Eukaryota, Fungi, Ascomycota, Dothideomycetes, Botryosphaeriales, Aplosporellaceae. The transcript has 4 exons.